Molecule: messenger RNA, 1194 nt
Organism: Penicillium coprophilum
Lineage: Eukaryota; Fungi; Ascomycota; Eurotiomycetes; Eurotiales; Aspergillaceae
Product: thiolase family protein
Exons: 3
Coding region: 1-1194 (397 amino acids)
Biological process (GO): fatty acid beta-oxidation
Molecular function (GO): acetyl-CoA C-acetyltransferase activity
Source: RefSeq, a predicted model, not a curated record
AUGAUGAAUCCGGUAUACAUUGUUGGGGCCGCGAGGACCCCCAUCGCACGCAUUAAUACGCAGCUAGACUCUGUCCCAAGCACCACACUGGGAGCCAUAGUGAUUCGUGAAGCCCUCCAUCGCUCACAUGUGCCCCUUGAUUUAUUCUCAGAUGUUUACAUGGGUCAAGUGCUUCAAGCUGGUGUUGGACAGGCUCCUGCAAAGCAAGCUGCGAUGCAGGCUGGGCUGGCACCAGAUAUUGAGGCUACCACAAUAAACAAAGUAUGCGCUUCUGGGAUCAAGGCCAUUACAUGUGCCGCCCAGAAUAUCCAAUUGGGUUAUGCCGUUGCUCAGGUAGCCGGGGGGAUGGAGAGCAUGUCAAAUGUUCCGGGGUACUUGACAAAAGGAGAUAAUUGCAACUCCAAAGAGAAACAGGUGAUUGAUGGUCUCUCGCUUGAUGGAUUGACUAAUGCCUCAGAUGCCCGGUCCAUGGGCGCCUGUGCCGAAGCUGUUGCUAAGCAAAUGGGUAUCUCCCGUGAGGACCAGGAUGCCUAUGCCUCCGCCACCUAUAAUCGGGCUUCUCGAGCGCAGCAGAGUAAUGUCUUCCAAAGAGAGAUUAUUCCCGUGUCAGUGGACACGACCAGAAUAUUUGACACCGACAGCCUUCCCCAUGAGAGCCUCUUUGGGCGAAUUCGUUCUUUAAAACCCGUGUUCGGCCCCGAUGGCACGGUCACUGCGGCGAAUGCCUGCCCACUAAGUGACGGCGCUUCCGCAGUGGUGCUUGUAGACGCAGAAGUCGCCAGUCAGUACUGCCGGGAGAAUCGAGUGUUAGCAAAGAUAGUGGCUUACGCCGAUGCCGCCGUUCCUCCGCAUGAGUUUGCUCUGGCUCCAACCAAGGCCAUUCAGCUUGUCCUGGAGAGGGCCCAAAUGUGUGUUGAACAGAUCUCGUUAUGGGAAAUCAACGAAGCAUUUGCGAUCGUGGUGAUAGCUUCACAGCAGCUGCUUGGCUUGGAUCCUGAUACUGUUAAUGUCAAUGGGGGUGCUAUCGCAUUUGGACAUCCGUUGGGCAGCUCAGGUUGUCGACUUCUAGUCAGUCUCUUGCACCAGCUGGAUCACGAUCAGUAUGGCAUUGCUGCUAUCUGUAAUGGGGGUGGGGGUGCCACGGCUGUGCUUAUCCAGCGAGUCGAGGGCGAAAGUCUGGGUAUCUCAGGAUAA